This is a messenger RNA of Pipra filicauda (Wire-tailed manakin), 2749 nucleotides long. RefSeq names its product TATA-box binding protein associated factor, RNA polymerase I subunit B (gene TAF1B). NCBI's taxonomy places the organism in Eukaryota, Metazoa, Chordata, Aves, Passeriformes, Pipridae. Gene Ontology annotation, molecular function: RNA polymerase I core promoter sequence-specific DNA binding. The coding region runs from base 822 to 2267 and encodes 481 amino acids. The record is from RefSeq and is a predicted model, not a curated record. Gene Ontology annotation, biological process: RNA polymerase I preinitiation complex assembly; nucleolar large rRNA transcription by RNA polymerase I. Gene Ontology annotation, cellular component: RNA polymerase I core factor complex; RNA polymerase transcription factor SL1 complex. The transcript has 13 exons.
GGGGAGGCGCCGGUGGGCGCUGCCUUCCCCGGCUCGGUCCUGCCCGGCCCUGCCCACAGCGGGGCCCGGCGGCGGCGGGCGAGGCCCUGCGCGGCCCCUCGGCGUUGGCCGGUGCUCGGUCCUGGCCGGGGAUGGGCCCGGCGGAGCUGCCCAUCCCCAGCACACACGUGUGGGGCGCCUCUGAAAACCACUUUGUUUUAAUCUGUUGGUUUCCCUCUCUCCCGGCGCGUGCAGGCUUUCUUCGGAUUUCCAGAAAUUUAUUUUUCCUUUCGCCUUCCGCUCUAGUUUUUGUCUCCGCUUUCAUUUCUGAUGUGUGGCUUUUAUUUUUUUAAGCCACGCCACGUGCGUGCGAGGCGUGGAUCACCAUUCCCCUGAUUCUAAUGCUUACACACGCACUUAGUGCUUGCCAGGUAAAAUUCCGUGUUUAGAGUUACCUGUGGCUGAUAACAAAGGAGAUGAUCACUUGUUACCAACCAGAGCCAACACAAAAGGUGUAAAUAUUCUCUAUGAAUAAUCUCAAAAGCUGUGCAGUAGCCUGGUAAUAGUGCCAUUUUUUAUACCCAAAUAUAAAAAAGUGCCAUUUUUCACCCACUUGUGAAACACUCUUAUGAUUUUUUUUUUUCCUUUCAGAGAGAUUUUAAUGAACGUUGUGCCCAGUGUUCAGAAGUGAACUGGGGUCUCACUGAUGGAGGCAGAUAUUAUUGCAGAUCUUGCCACAAUGUUACUGAGAUGGAGGCUGUGAAUGGUAUGUUUGUGAAGGCUUUCAACUUAUACUCAAGAAACAAGCUGAAGCUUUAGAAGCAUUAGGAGUAUGUUCACAAAUGAAGGAUGAAGUUCUGUACAGUUUUUGGAGGUGUUACCUUCAGAAGAGCAAACAGGCAUAUUGCAACAGACCAGCUGGGGAAACUGUCAAAGCAUUAUCAGUACGUGAGAGUAGUACAGAUGUGGACAGUGAACCAGAAAGACCCAGCCUUCUGCACUUGCUGUCCCUCUCUGAAAGUGAGGGGGAUCUGCUGACUGACUGCAGCUUUGCCUCAUCCAUGAGCAAGGUUUCAGAAAGCACCUCUAUAUACUCUGGAUCAGUAGAUGGCAGCUUGUAUUUAAUGAAGAACCAAAAGGAGAAACUGAGGAUGACAAUGCCAACGACCCUUUCAUUUUGUUACAUGGCAUUACUCUGGUUGAGAGAACCGAUUACGUUGUCUGAGCUCUUAAGGUUUGUUGUUGAAGGUCAUAUUCCAUAUCUGAAUGUUUUUCAGCAUUUUCCGGAGAAGAUGAAAUUAUGUGGACUUGAUCUUAAGAUCUUUUGUGUAGAGUCAUGGCCUGUAUAUGAAGAAGUAUACAACAAAAUGCUUGAGCUUGCGGUGUUUUUAGACCUGCCUCGUUUUCCAGAUAUAACAGACAGCUGCUUUCUUCAUCCAGACAUGUUGUGCAUCAAGUACUUGAUGGAAGCUAAUUUACCUGAUGAAUUGCAUAAUUGGACUUGUCGAGUGGUGAAAAAAAUCGGUAUUGGAGAAGUGGAUUUCCUGACUCUUGUACCUGGAAAUAAGUCAACAAGAAAAGUGAAAUAUGAUAUUCUUGCUGCAGCAGUUAUUGUAGUUGUGCUCAAAUUACUGUUUUUAUUAGAUGAUCACUAUGAAUGGUUACUUUCAGACUUGGCUGAAGAAAGAAAUAAAAAUAACAAAGAAGGUGGUCUGUAUUUUGAGUUCAAGAAGUGGUACGAAGUGGUAAAACAUUCCUUGGAUGUGGAGCAAAAGAAAUUGGAUGAAGAAAGAGCCAAGUACCUGUGGAGAUGUGAAAAACCACUGUUUUAUUCAGUCAAGAAUAAAUCUAGAGUUCUAAAGAGAAGACAAAUGGUUGUGAAUUUACAAAAUCAGUUUGGCAAGCUGUCUGGUUCGGUGCGACGUGCUGAAAAGCCAAAUCCUUCAAGUUUUCAGUUAAGGUGGUCUGAAGAAAACACAGAUGGGAGUUGUUUUCAUGGGCAUAGCCUGAAGGGAAUUUUGCAAGAAAAAUGUGGUUUACUUACAGCCAUGAACCCUGACUAUUGGCUGUGUACAGUUAAACUGUGUAACGAGAAACUGUGUGGUCAUCUGGCUCAUUACAGAGAAGAGGACUUUCCCCAGAGUUACCAUUUUGUAUUAAGGUUAUUUUCCUUUCUUCUGAGGAUUCAGCCCUCUUAUAUCCAUGAUGAGGUGUGUAUGAUAGAACACAAACUUUUUAAUAAAAAGCUCUAUAAAAAGCUAAAAUACAACACAGUCCUAAGGAAGUAAAAGUGGCUUAAAACUCCCAGUAUUAAACCCAUGUAAAUUAGUUGGUUGGAUCCCAAACCAUGGUAUUACAUCUAAACUUAUACUGAUUAUUUUGUCAACAUGGAAAUUUUUUGUUAAGAUAGUAGUGCUGAGAUCUACUACUGUACUUUAGUUUUAAUGUCAUUUUAUCUAUAAUUUAAGUCAUGUUUAUCCAGCUGUGAAAGGAAACUGCCAAGGAAACUGUUAAUCACCAUUUAUUUCAUUACUUUGCAUCAGAGUGAACAGAAGGCUGUGAAAUAACCAUUUUUUGGGGCAUAAGUUGUACAUACUUGGAGUAUACUGGACAGCAUGUUAGCAUCUAAUUAUUGUGAGAUUUUGCAAUUAAAAUAUCUAUUUUUUUACCUACCAUUGUAUGACAUUAAAUGUAUUUCUAAAAAAUAAUGUUUGUUUUGUUUUUAAAUACUAUGUUAACAAAUAAAAGGAGCAGUUAGUUGAUGCUUUCA